AUGUGUCAUAAAUUGAUUUCGGUGUAUGCGUGCAACCACUCCAAAAUCAUCUGCACCACACCAUGUCCAUAUGCGUUCGACACUGGCGGUAGAAUUCCUCGGCGAAAGUGCAACGAUCAAGACCUAUCCUGCUCUGACUCGACAGUGUCCUCUCUCGCUCCUUCUAUCCGACUUGAGGAACACCCUGCCCAGCUGCGCUCGCCACCUGCAUCAAGGCCAGGCUUGCCUCUUCCAACUCCACAGCAAAUAAGCCAACAGUCAACAAAAAUUGCGUCAGCGCCAGCCUUCCGCUUCAUCCCGCGUGCUCCCUCACCUUCACAUGUCGGCAGCCCGUCGCCAGGCUACACCCCGCAUUCACCUGAAUCUGAGCACUCCCUCCAAACCUCGCCUUCAGCCGCCUUGCUCCCAGAUGAGCAGUUCGACAUCGAUCCCAACUUCUGCGAUUACCAUUUCCCGCACAAUCUACCAACGUCCAAGCUCCCCUCAUCCGAUGGUGAAGCCGGAGGAUUUGGAGAGUCUUGCUGGGAUCAAGGACUUGAGAGAAGAGCACGAGAGGAGAGUUGGGCGAGGAAUGUGAUUGGUGCAGGCAAGGACGAGGACAAGAGCGGAGGAAGCGUGUAA
Messenger RNA from Parastagonospora nodorum SN15, 621 nucleotides. RefSeq lists its product as hypothetical. The coding region runs from base 1 to 621 and encodes 206 amino acids. The record is from RefSeq and is a predicted model, not a curated record. Lineage: Eukaryota; Fungi; Ascomycota; Dothideomycetes; Pleosporales; Phaeosphaeriaceae. The transcript is spliced from 2 exons.